AUGACUGUCUUGAUUCAGAUUUGGCAUCAAGGACCAGUGGGUGUCACCACCUUCAGUGAAAUAGCAGGGGGACUGCAUAGGUACUUUGCAUCAGUUUUCACACCAGAACUUCGAGAGAGUCGGGGCGAGCAGGAGCUUUCUCCGUAUGAUAACUUACUGAUUUGUCAGCCUGUAACCUCGCCACUCUUACUGAGUGGAGCCAGUUACUUCACUCUGCUGCAGAACCUGGGUGCUGAGAACACCGUCACACUGCUGCUCACCGUCCUGAUUGAGCACAAGCUGCUGAUUCACUCGCUGCGACCUGCUGUGCUGACCAGUGUGUGUGAGGCCCUGGUCUCGAUGAUCUUUCCGUUCCGUUGGCAGUGCCCGUACAUUCCCUUGUGCCCGCUGAACUUGGCAGACGUGCUGAGUGCGCCCGUCCCCUUCAUCGUGGGAGUGCACUCCAGCUACUUCGAGCUCUACGACCUGCCGCACGAUGUGCUCUGCGUCGAUCUGGACACCAACACCAUCUCACAGAAUGAAAAUAAAAAGAGUUUAACACUGCGGGCAUUACCUCGGAAACCUUGCAAGGUGCUCCUGAAUUCCUUGAACCUGUUAUACCAGCAGCUGGAUGAACUGUACAACAAGCCAGCAGAAGAGGCCACACUGGAGUUUCUCUUGACUGACUACGAUUUGAUCUAUGGGCGUAGGAAGCAGCUGGAGCUGGAGAUACAGGAGGCUUUCCUGCGCUUUAUGGCCUGCACUCUGAAAGGCUAUCGCUCCUACCUGAUGCCCAUCACCCAAGCACCAUCAGAGACCACCACUGACCUGAGUUCCCUCUUCAACCUGCAGGGGUUCCUGAAAAGCCGUGAUCGAACCAACCAGAAAUUCUACACGUUACUGACUAAGACGCAGCUCUUUACCCAGUUCAUCGAGGAAUGCUCCUUUGUCAGUGACCGCCAAUCCAGCCUCGAGUUCUUCGAUGGAUGUGUCGAAAAGGUGGAUGUGGAGAAAUUGGACAUGGUGCGUCUGAUCGAGUUGGAUGAAUCGCAGCGGAGCGAGCACACCGUUUUCAUCAUGCCACCCGAGGUUCCCCAGACUCCGGACGGCAAGGAACUCCCUCGCUUGUACAGCUAUGAUGGGUUCCCACUGCUCAAAGCUGAGCUUUUUGAUAGGCCACAGGAUCUUCUGAAAACCUCUCAGUUCCUGAAUCAGCCCAGGAACAGUGCUCCGAGCAGCCCAGCACCUCGCAGGACCAAACAGGAGAUAAAAUCGGCGCAGAAAAUUGCCCAGAAAUAUUCCCUGGUGCCUGACAUGUGGGCCAAGUGCCUCCUGGGCCAGUGUUACGCUCUGUGGUUCAUCUAUCUCCCAACCCAUGUGCGUGCCUCCCCACUCAAGGUCAGGGCUUUGCAAACUGCUUACGACCUGCUGAAGAAGAUGGAGACUAGAAAGGUGGUGCUGCCAGAUGAGAUGUGCCAUCGGAUUCUGAUGCAGAUGUGUGGACAAUAUGGGGAGCCUGUGCUCGCAGUCCGGGUCCUACAUGAAAUGAAGAAGGCUGGCAUCAUACCCAACGCUGUCACCUACGGUUACUACAACAAGGCUGUCCUGGAGAGUAAAUGGCCGUCCAGUAACCAGGGGGGUAGGCUGCGAUGGGCCAAACUUCGAAAUGUCAUCCUGGCGCUUGCUCAGUUCCGGCGACCCCUCAGAGAGCGCCAGCUACUCCAGGCCGGGCCCCAGAGCCUGCUGGAACAAUCCCAGGAGAAGGCUUUGCGGCCUGCACCGAGAGCCUCGCUCCAGCGGCACACCACCUGGGCCGGCCGGAGCGCCAGCAUCGAGAGCUGGGACAGUUUGGGCUCUCCCCUGGUCAAGAGCAGGAGUGCCAGCUGUACCCGUUCUGGGAUGGGUGCCAGGCGGAACGAGAGAGUCUCGGAAUGCCAGAGCCAGGGGGUGGCGAGCCGGGCAUCGUCUGUAGAGCGCCCGGCUCAGAGGAGCCUGCUUCGAGGCUUGCCCCGUGCUGCCAAGCCUGCCCCUUCCCCAGCCCCCGCCUGCCUGUGCCUCCAGCCAGAGCCCCAGGCCCCGGGAAGCCUCCAGCCCAGCAGGUCCUCGGAGGCGCUGGAUCCCCGACGCAGUCCGAAAGGCUCCCGGAGGUGGGGGGCGAGGGAUUCUGGGCGCGAUCGGAGACGGCGGUCCGGCUUCAGGAAGCUUGACGAGAACUGCAACAAUGUCCCGACCGUGCCCCGCGGUCUCUCGGAGAAAUUUCACAGCCUGCUGACCUCCGCAUCGAACAGGCGUCCGGUCUCCCAGCCCAGCCUUGGCUCGGAGCAUGGGGGCUCGACCGCUUCAGACCUUACAGCUUCGUCUGAGAACCUAGGUCAGCAACCGCCGAGGGACAGUGACGAGGAGGACUGGACGUCAGCUACUGACCGUGAGUCAGUGGACUUUGACUCUUCUGCUUCUGACCUCCGAGACACGUCUGAUUCCCGAUCACGAGCGUCCUCAGCAAGUCUGCAAACAGCCACCGUUCAGGUUGUCCUCUCGAGCUGUUCUCUCUGUACGAGCUGUGCCUCACUAGUGUAUGAUGAGGAUAUCAUGGCGGGAUGGACUGCAGAUGACUCGAACCUCAACACCACCUGUCCAUUCUGUGCCCGCUCCUUCCUACCACUGCUAAACAUCGAGAUCUAUGAGCCCCAACUCCAGCAACCAGGUUCUCGGGAAGGCUCCAUCAGCACUGCCAGUUUCCAGCUGACCCUGACUGAUCACCAGGCCAGCACCCAGUCUCCUGUGCUGAGUGAUCGCAGCCAGAUCCUGGGCGAAGAUGACACUGAGCCGGAUUACCCGGCCAAAUGGAGCAGCACGCUGGUGAGCCGCAGACCCGGCCCCUCUUGUCUUCACAAUCUCCCCGUUCAUUUAGCUCUUAUCUCAGGCCCUUCCCCAGGGCAGCAGUGAGUGGAGUGGGGAGGUGGGGGGCGAAAGGGUCUAUUCUCCCCCCACGCCCCGACCUCUCCUCCCACCGGGUGAGGGAGGGGCAUGGUGUCUGUUCUGCUGGGCAGCGAGGUGGGGGGAUU
Messenger RNA from Rhincodon typus (whale shark), 3044 nucleotides. RefSeq names its product DENN domain-containing protein 4B. NCBI's taxonomy places the organism in Eukaryota, Metazoa, Chordata, Chondrichthyes, Orectolobiformes, Rhincodontidae. Gene Ontology annotation, biological process: regulation of Rab protein signal transduction. The coding region runs from base 1 to 2925 and encodes 974 amino acids. The transcript has 16 exons. Gene Ontology annotation, molecular function: protein binding. The record is from RefSeq and is a predicted model, not a curated record. Gene Ontology annotation, cellular component: cytoplasmic vesicle.